Messenger RNA from Prionailurus viverrinus (fishing cat), 3947 nucleotides. RefSeq names its product TNF receptor superfamily member 9 (gene TNFRSF9). Gene Ontology annotation, cellular component: external side of plasma membrane. The record is from RefSeq and is a predicted model, not a curated record. Lineage: Eukaryota; Metazoa; Chordata; Mammalia; Carnivora; Felidae. The coding region runs from base 1336 to 2127 and encodes 263 amino acids. The transcript is spliced from 12 exons. Gene Ontology annotation, biological process: apoptotic process; negative regulation of cell population proliferation. Gene Ontology annotation, molecular function: cytokine binding; signaling receptor activity.
CCCGCGUAGGCGAGGCAGGAAGUUCACCCUUCCCGCCUCCUCAGCUCAGAUUGGUUCCGGUGGCGGACGCCAGCGGGCGCGCGGGGUCACAGAGGGCUCCACGGUGGCUUUGGGGGAGGAUCUGCGGAGCCCGGGGUCGGAAUCGAGGCUGUGCCGCGCUCGCCUCGUUUGCCCUCACGUCUCUCCGGGUCUUGGUGGGAAACACUGCUCUGCUCUUAACUGGCAUCUUACUGCUGGAAGAGACAGUAGGGUCUGAUUGGGGCUUCGGUACUGGGUUAUCAAAAGCGUUCAAACACCCCCCGUUUGUAAGACGUGAAUAGGAAUGCCCGCCCUUAGUUUGGUGAGGACCUAGUGAGAUCUUACGUAAAGAAAGAGCUCAGAGGAACUGAAACGUGGCUGGUCCCUGCGGCGGUGCUUUAGUCCUGUUCUGCUGCAGUGUUUGCAGAUUCCAGUGAUCUUGGGAUCACGGGGAUCCGGGAGCCACGCCGACGUUUCUCUCACUGGUCAAAGUGAUCAGCUACUCCUCCCAGCAGUACACGUGUGAAUCUAGCAGAACCUUCUGACUCCUUGCUCCUGCCCUUUGACUGUAUCCUGUAUCCCUUUCUUUUCUCUAGCCCACGUAGUGCACGUGGGGGCACCCACGGUGAAAACAACAUUUUGGCAAGCUUUGGCACGCCCGCGUAGUGCUGUGGAUCCGCUGGCUUCGGCCGUGCGCGCCUAUGUAGGAGAUGACAAUCAAUAGAAGCAGUUCCCUCUAACUGGAAUGCCAUCUGCUUCCCACGCCAGCCUUUCAAGCCUUUCUCCAUCCUGCAAAACCCCGUUCCCUUGUCAAGCGCUCCAGGAGAAGGCUGUGAAGGCUGUUGGGAUGGUGUCCUAUCUACAUAUGCCUCGCAAGGCAGCAAAAUUCACUCAUGAAGCAUCUAUUGAAUGCCUGUCCUGUGCCCUGCACUGCUCCGGGUGUCCGGGACGCAGCCGUGAAAAAAACACCUCCCCUAUGAUAGAGCUGAUGUCCAGGAGAGUGCGAGAAGACAGACAGUCAGCAAUCGCAUGGAUGACGUGCCGUUCUAAUGAUGAUGAUAUCAACUCCUGGGGGUCUUCUGAGGACCGUAUUCAUUAAAGGGCUUAUGCGAUGCCUGGUACAUCAGUGCACUCAAUGAGUUACAGCUAUAGAAUCAUCAUGAUUAUACAGCUCUCCUCAAGAGUCAGAACCUCGCAGCUCUGAAGAUCAAGGAGUGGAAAGUUCUUCACCAGCCCUGAGAUCUCAAGAGUGGUAUUUGCGAAACCAGCUACUUUGACUAAAAUCCUUCUGGAAUCUGCCUUGCUUGUAUCCCAUCUAUGCAAGAUUUCAUCAUGGGCAAUGGCUAUUACAACAUAUUGGCUACCGUGUUGUUGGUCAUGAAUUUUGAGAGGACGAGACCAAUGCAGGAUUCUUGUAGCAAAUGCCCAGCAGGUACUUUCUGUGAGAAAAACAAGGAUCACAUCUGCAUUGCUUGCCCUUCAAAUAGUUUCUCCAGCACCAGUGGACAGAGGGCCUGUGACAUAUGCAGGCAGUGUGAAGGUGUUUUCAGGACCAAGAAAAUGUGUUCCCCCACCAGCAAUGCAGAGUGUGAGUGCAUCUCAGGAUUCCACUGCUUGGGGGAAAGAUGUACCAUGUGUGAGCAGGAUUGUAAACAAGGUCAAGAAUUAACCAAAGAAGGUUGUAAAGACUGCUGCUUUGGGACAUUUAAUGAUCAGAAACAUGGGACCUGUCGACCCUGGACAAACUGUUCGUUGGAUGGCAAGUCUGUAGUUGUGAACGGGACGAAGGAACGUGAUGUACUCUGUGGACCAGCUUCGUCCGACUUCUUUCCACGUACAACCUCUGCCACCAUACCCGCCCCUGCAAGAGAUCCAGGUCCUACCUCCCAGAUCCUCGUCGUCUUCCUUGCGCUGAUGUCAGCUGCCGUGCUGUUCCUGGUGUUCUUUCUGGCACUCCGUUUCUCUAUUGUUAAACACAGCAGAAAGAAACUCCUGUAUUUAUUCAAACGACCGUUUAUGAGACCAGUACAAACCGCCCAAGAGGAAGAUGGCUGUAGCUGCCGAUUUCCAGAAGAAGAAGAAGGAGAAUGUGUUCACACUGUUCUGUGAAGCAGCCGCUGGGACUGUCUUGAGAAGAAUCAGCACAGAAACAUGAGUGAUCCCUCUAUCGUAGCUUUCUAAAUCGAAAAAGACCAUCCUAGAUAAGACUCAGGAUUACCCCCCAAGUUUUCUCAGAAUGCUAACAGGUUGGCCUUUAAAAAAUGUAUCCCUUUUAAGUGGAUGUGUGGGACCAGGACAUUUUCUAGAUAAUGUUUAAUAGCCUUGAGAUGCUUUCUUUUCUUUUCUUUCUUUCUUUCUUUCUUUCUUUCUUUCUUUUUUUUUUUUUUGAAUUCUAAAGAGACUUAUACUUCAAAUGAAAUCACGUGGGCCAAUGGUCCACCUAAAAUGAUAAUCAAGUUUAAUUCCGUUUUGUGUGUGUGUGUAUGUGUGUGUGUGUGUGCGUGUGUGUGUGUGCUAAUAGGACAAAAAGCCAUAAGAUGCAGGAAAUACCCCCAACCAAAUCUUCCUUUGGUUCAGACAUUCGACACAAUGAGCUCUACUAAUGUGAGGAGGGAAAUUAUGACAGGGCCCAAAUUUGAGGUCAAGGGCAAAAUAUCUCAGACCUUCAGGAAGAGUUUUGGAAAGAGUUCGGAUGUCUUUGCACAUCUUGUGGUCCCCUCCACCCUUGUGUCUUCUGCUUUGUGACUCUCCUCUCUGAGACAGGGUUUAUGUUUUGUUGUUGUUGUUGUUGUUUAAUGUUUUUUUUUUUUAAUUUACUAGUGAAGUGUAAUUGACAAGCAAUGUUAUAUUCGUUUCCAGUGUAGAACAUAGUGGCUCAAUUCUGUACAUUACUCAAGCUCACCACGAUUAUAAGUGUAGUCCCAAUCUGUCACCAUAGGAUGUCAUUACAGUGUCAUUGACUGUACUCCCUGUGCUAUACUCGUCAUCCCGGUGCCUUAUUUAUUUUACAACUGGAAGUUUGUGUCUCUUGAGCCCCUUCAUCUGUUUUGCCCAUUAAAAAGAAUUGGCUUAUGUGUUUUUAAUUCUUAAAACCAUUAAACAUAAUAUUUGAUAUACUAAUCGAGGAAACGGGUAGGAAUGAACAAUUCUAGAAUGAACACCCGUGAGCCCGUAGCCCAACCAGGGUCCGAGAGCAGAAGUUGCCAGACCCCGAAGGACCAAAUCUGAGGCUUUGUAUGGCUUCUGAGCUAAACGUGAUUUUUACAUGUUUAAGUUGUGAAAAACAAAUCAAAAUAAGACUAAUAUCUCAUGACAUGUAUGUAUGUAUGUAUGUAUGUAAAAUUAAAAUUUCGGAGUCCAUAAAUAAAAUUUUAUGGGAACACUCAGCCACACUCAGGUGGCUUUUGCAUCACAACAGCAGAGUUGAGUAGUUGUGCAAGAGACUGUAUGGCCCAUAAAGCCUAAAAUAUGUAACAUCUGACCCUUUAUAGGGUCAGGGUCAGGGUCAGAGCAUCCUCUCCGUGUUGCUUUUCCUCCCUCAUCUUCUGCCUACCUCUCCACCUCACCCCCAGGCACCGUCUCUCAGGAACAUCAGUUCGAUCGAUUCCCUUGCUUUAAAAAAAAUCAUUGCUCACAUAUUUAUGUACUCCAAAACUACGUUAUUUAGUUUUGCUUGUUUUUUAGCCUUAUGACAAUGAUAUUACACUGUAUGUGACCUGGUUUAAUCACUCAAAAUUCUAUUUAUAAGAUUCAUUCCUAUAAUUGUGUGUAACUAGAAUGCAUUCAUUUUAACGAUUGUAUAAUUUUGCAAAUAUACCAUAAUUUAUCAAUGCGUUCUGAAUCAAAAGAUAUGUGAGUCAUUUGCAGUUUUUUUUUUUUGCAAUUAUAGGCAAUGUUGGUAUGAAUUUUUUUUUUAACAUUUAUUUAUU